This is a messenger RNA of Eimeria tenella, 489 nucleotides long. RefSeq lists its product as uncharacterized. The record is from RefSeq and is a predicted model, not a curated record. The transcript has 6 exons. The coding region runs from base 1 to 489 and encodes 162 amino acids. NCBI's taxonomy places the organism in Eukaryota, Apicomplexa, Conoidasida, Eucoccidiorida, Eimeriidae.
AUGGGAAUAGAGCUGCUGGACAUGAGCUCUAAGACAGCAGCUGUUCCGGCCUUUAUGGCCAACUGGUCGCCAGAACGCCGGCGGGCGUUUCAAGAAGACACGGCGAACGCAGCAGCAGCACGACUGCAGGAAGCUGCUGCUGGGGCCCCACAGCUGACUUUUGCAGAUCUGGAGUUGCUGCUGCGACAGCAGCUGAACUGCACAGCUGCAGAGUUCAGCGGAAGUGCGAGCAGCAGCAGCAGCUGCUGCAGCAGCAGCAGCAGCAGGUUUAGAGACCCCACAUUGGACACAGCAGCAGCAGCAGCAGCAGCAGCAGCAGCAACAACAGACGCAGCAGCAGAAAUAGCAGCUCAAGAAGGAGAUGACAACACGGAUGCUGGACUCAAAAUCAAACAACCAAUUCUAGACCCUUUCGCGGGGCCCCCCGAGGGUCUAGAGGCCCCCCACCGCAUUUCCGAGGCCCCAACAGUCCACGAUUGCGCGCUUUGA